AUAUUAAAAUAAAAAUCUUUAUUUUAGGGCUACACACUUAUACUCCCUAUUCUUCCCUUAUUCAACACCCCUUUUCUUUUAUUUGGAGUCCCUUUUUAUCUUUUUAAUUUUGCUUUUUUGCAUUUGCAAUUUUGUACCCGAUCGAAUUUUUUUUUGGUAAUUUAUCUUUUUUUUAUUUGCGGGUCUAUAUCUAUUUUUCUAAAAAGUGGGAUUUAGCCCAGUUUUAUUCAUGUUUUUUCCUCAAGAAAAUUGGUGAAAUUGGUGGAUUUUUAUCUAUCUUUAAGCCCUUUUUUGUGUUGUGAGUGUGUUGGUCUCGUUUUCUUGGGUUCUUGAGCUGACAAGUUGAAAAAGAUUGGAUUUUUGGACAUGGGCUGCAUUUGAUUACUAAGUGUUUGAUCAUCUGUGAAUUUAGUGAUGCACGAUUGGGGAUCUGGGUUGCAUUGUGAUUGCCUGAUUAUUGACAUUUGUGGUGGCUUUACUCAACAAAUCUAAUACAGAGUACUGGUUUUCGAGACUUUUCUUGAGGGUUUUUUAUGUUCCCUUCUGGAAUGGAUUUUGCCCGUGAAACUGGCGUUGCUGCUAGUGGGACUGUUCUUAUCCCAACGAGAUUUGUGUGGCCUUAUGGGGGAAGAAGUGUUUAUCUCAGCGGUUCAUUUACGGGGUGGACUGAGCAUUUUCAGAUGUCUCCUGUUGAGGGUUGCCCUACUGUAUUUCAAACAAUCUGCAGUUUACCUCCCGGUUUCCACCAGUAUAAAUUCAUUGUUGAUGGCGAAUGGCGACAUGAUGAGCGUCAACCAUGUGUAAGUGGUAACUAUGGAACGGUGAAUACUCUGAUGUUAUCAAGGGAUUCUGGUACUGUCAUGCUGACAAGAGAUUCUGGUUAUAGUCCUACGAUCUUGACUCCACAAAUACCUUCUGGUUCUAGCAUGGAUGUUGAUAAUGCUGCAUUUCAGCGUGUGGUAAGAGUCUCUAAUGAUACAAUGAAUGAGGCACUGCCUAGGAUAUCAGAAGCUGAUUUAGAGGUCUCCCGUCAUCGUAUUUCUGCAUUCUUGUCUACACACACAGCUUAUGAGUUGCUUCCAGACUCCGGCAAGGUUAUUGCACUAGAUGUUGAUCUACCUGUAAAACAAGCCUUUCAUAUUUUGCAUGAACAGGGUAUUACUAUUGCUCCUCUUUGGGACUUUUGCAAGGGGCAGUUCAUUGGACUUUUAAGUGCUAUGGAUUUUAUCUUGAUUAUGAGAGAGCUUGGUGAUCGUGGGUCGAAUCUAACAGAGGAAGAACUUGAAACUCAUACCAUAUCUGCUUGGAAACAGGCAAAGUUGUUUUUGAACAGACAAUCUAAUGAGCGUCGCAGUGUGUUUACAAGCCAACUUGUCCAGGCAGGGCCAGAUGAGAAUUUGAAGGAUGUUUCUAUAAAGAUUUUGCAAAAUGGUGUUGCUACAGUGCCCAUUAUUCACUCGUCAUCAGAGGAAGGCUUAUAUCCACAGUUGUUAUAUCUUGCUUCACUAUCUGAAAUACUAAAAUGUAUAUGCAGGUAUUUUAGGAAUUCGUCUGGAUUGUUGCCUAUUCUCCAGCUACCAAUAUGUGCAAUUCCAUUGGGGACUUGGGUCCCGAGAAUUGGAGAGCCAACUCGACGACCAUUAGCGAUGUUGAGACCAAGUGCCUCUCUGAAUGCCGCAUUAAAUUUGUUAAUCCAAGCUCAAGUAAGUUCGAUCCCAAUAGUGGAUGAUAAUGACUCUCUAUUGGAUGUUUACUCUCGAAGUGAUAUUACCUCUUUGGCGAAGGACAAAGUUUAUACACACAUUAAUUUGCAAGAAAUGACCAUACAUCAGGCAUUGCAGCUAGGACAAGAACCAUACUCUCCUUAUGGAAGUAGCAGCCAAAGAUGCCACAUGUGUUUGCGUUCUGAUUCGCUUCAUAAAGUGAUGGAACGCUUGGCAACACCAGGUGUGAGACGGCUUAUCAUUGUGGAGGCUGGGAGCAAACGGGUAGAAGGUAUAAUUUCAUUGAGCGAUGUUGUUAGGUUCCUUGUUGGGUAGGAAGCUGCAGUUGCACUAAAUCGUGGUGUUUCUGCCGCAAUUCUUUUUAAAUUGUACAAUUGGGUAAUCUGGUCCGCUCCAUAUUCCGUGAUCUGAUUUUUAGGAUAUUAGGCCUAGGAAAGAGGCUUGUAUAUUAAGAAUCUGAGGUUGUGAAUGUAUUGGUUUUUCUUCGCCUUUCCAACACAUUAACUUGUGCUGGAAUUGGAGCACUACCUUUUUUAUGAAUGACAACGUGUUCGACAUUUCAAGCA
Molecule: messenger RNA, 2290 nt
Organism: Daucus carota subsp. sativus
Lineage: Eukaryota; Viridiplantae; Streptophyta; Magnoliopsida; Apiales; Apiaceae
Product: sucrose nonfermenting 4-like protein
Exons: 13
Coding region: 534-2039 (501 amino acids)
Source: RefSeq, a predicted model, not a curated record